Messenger RNA from Indicator indicator, 792 nucleotides. Its product is annotated as somatomedin-B and thrombospondin type-1 domain-containing protein-like. NCBI's taxonomy places the organism in Eukaryota, Metazoa, Chordata, Aves, Piciformes, Indicatoridae. The record is from RefSeq and is a predicted model, not a curated record. The transcript is spliced from 5 exons. Bases 1 to 792 code for a protein of 263 amino acids.
AUGGCGGGCUGGGCCGCCCUGCUGGCGCUGCUGGCACUGCCCGCUCUGCCCCGCCGCGCCGCCGCUGGCGGCUGUGCCGCCCGCGGGUUGUGCUGCUCGGGCCGCGACCCGGCCUGCCUCAGCACCGGCCGGCGGCCCGACGGAGCCCACGGGCCGUGCUACUGCGACCAGGCAUGCACCCGCACCCUCGACUGCUGCCACGACUACGCUGAUGCCUGCCCAGUUGUCCCCUGUGUUGUAUCUCAGUGGAGUGUCUGGAGCGGCUGCGCGGAGCCUUGCAAGACAACGUAUCGUGUGCGGAGGAGGCACAUCAUCCAGGAGCCCAGGAAUGGAGGAGAGGCAUGCCCUGCUCUGGAGGAGAGGGCUGGCUGCAUGGAGUACUGGACUCAGCAAGGAACAGAGUGCAAACAGUCCAUGAUCCCAGCAUUAAUAACAACAGGAGGGUUUGGAAAAGCGAGGAAAAAAAGAGCUACAGCUGAUGGCAGUGAAAGAGCAGGGUACUGUGUUGAGUUCCAGCUUGUGGCCAUCACACCAGGCUGCUUGCAGAGCCAUCACUCAUAUACCCACUGGAUGCAGUAUCUCAGGGAGGGCCACACUGUCUGCGUGGAGUGUCAGCACCCAGCUUUAGACCCCAAAAGUCUACAUUGCCAUGGGGAUGGCAGUGGAAGCAAAAUGAAUCAGCUGCUGCACUGGCAGGCAGUAGGGAACCCUCAGUGCAAGGGAACCUGGAAGAGAAUUCGCCAGCUGGACACUUGCUCCUGUCCUUCUGUUCACAGCUUCUUGUUCAUCUAA